Molecule: messenger RNA, 3630 nt
Organism: Brassica napus (rape)
Lineage: Eukaryota; Viridiplantae; Streptophyta; Magnoliopsida; Brassicales; Brassicaceae
Product: wall-associated receptor kinase-like 18
Exons: 3
Coding region: 1437-3284 (615 amino acids)
Biological process (GO): cell surface receptor signaling pathway; protein phosphorylation
Cellular component (GO): plasma membrane
Molecular function (GO): ATP binding; calcium ion binding; protein serine/threonine kinase activity
Source: RefSeq, a predicted model, not a curated record
GAGUGCCACCUAUGCAUUGGGGCCUCUUUUAAUUAAUACAAAAUUGAGGUUACAUCUUUUCAAAUGUUCCUCAAUUAAUAUAUAAGGGAUUUGUAUAAUAAUAUCUAGAUUUUUAUUUUGAGGAGGCGAGAGAUUUUUCUAGAAUUUGGGUUAAGUUUUGGGUUAAACAUGAUUAGUAAAAUUUUAGCCCAAUCAUAUGACCCAAAUCAAGUUUAACUUCAAUAUUAGAAGUCAAGCGCCUUAUCCAUUAGGCCAUGGGUGCUUGUUGUUUCCCUUACUGAUCUCUAAAUAUCUAGACAAUGAUUUUACGAUGGUAAAGUUCGUUACAAUAUCAAGAUAUUUCUCUUCCCGCCAAAACUUGGAGAUCAACAGAAAUAACAGCAAGCACCCAUGGUGUUACGAAUAUUAUAUUGUAUGUUCUAUGCGAUUUCUUAGCCUUCAUACAAUAGCAAGAUCUUUUUCUUACCGCCUAAACUUGGAGCUCGACAAUAAGCUGGAGCUAUUGGUGUCGGAACAACUCCACGAUGAAGCAUUGAGACUGUACAAGCAAAAUAUCCAUCCUUCAGGCACUAAGGGCUUCACAGCGAUCAUUUCCUUCUAUGCAAGAAUAUUGAGUUCUCUGCUAUCUGCUUGCGAGCUUUAUGACACCCUUGAUAGUUGCGCAAAACUUUAUUGCAAACGAGCUAAUCAAAUCUGAACCUGACAGUUAUUUACUAUUCUUUACUAUUCAUAUAUAUCUUUUUACUUUUAAUUGUCAGACAUAUAUACUUUUUACUAUUCUAUACUUUUAGAACAUGAUUAUUGGGAGGUUCUUAGAGUGGGGUUCUUAGCGGAAUAUAAGAACCCGUCUCUUAACUUUUAAAUAAAAAAACUAAGAACCGUCUCUUAAAACUCUUAUUUAAGAACCGGUUCUUAGUUUUUUUAGUUAAAAGUUAAGAACCAGGUUCUUAUAUUCCGUUAAGAACCUGACCCUAAGAAUCCUCCAAUAAUCAUGCUAUUACGUACUGUUUCCGAGUUGUUAAUUGAAUCAUUAUUUUAUAUUAAUAGUUAAUACCAUGAGUUGCAGAUUCUUAUUAAUUUUUGUAUAUUAUCUUUGAAUUCAAAUUUUAAAUUUUGAAGUAUUUUUUGUACUUUGCAAGUUCAUUAUAUGAACGUGACUUUUGCAACAAAGAAACUGCAUGUGGCAAGUGCAUGAACAUUUUUUAUUAUUUGCAAAAGGAAAAACAAAAAGUAAUGAUCACCACUUUAAUGUUGUAAGCUUUUUACACCAUAUUAAAACCAAAAGUAAGGCUUCCCGACGUAUUAUUGAUCUUAAGCAAGAAAAACAAUGAGAUGUAGCAAUAAAAUAUUCAAAGAUGAAGAAGACCAUUAGUGGGAGGAAGUUUAUCCUCUGUGGCUCUGUCUCCACUCACCAAGGCUAAAGAAGUAGAGAAAACAUGAUGAGCUACAAACAUACAAACUACUAUCUCUUCUUGAUUCUCUUCAAGCUGACAAUCCUUUAUACCGCAGAUUUCGCUGCUUCAGAUUGCCUGCAUGAUUGUGGAGGUAUCGCGAUCCCUUUCCCUUUUGGAAUCGGAAAAGAUUGCUAUCUUGACGAACAUUACAAAAUUGAAUGCAAAGAGACCCCUACUUCAAGAAAGCUCGUCCCUGUCCUUUCAUCAUUUGAUCUCGAUGUUGUGAGUAUCACUCUUCCUAUUCCAAAAACAGAUUAUAGGUAUGGUUUUUUGGAGACUUCUAGACGGUACGGUUCAGUUCGUGUCAAAAUUCCGACAAUAUCAACAGGAUGUCCCAACGAUGGAAACAAGACCGGAGAAGAACUAAUAAUGAACUUGACCGGUAGCCCUUUUUUCAUUGACGACCAAAACAGCCUCGUCGCGGUUGGUUGCACCAGCAGAGUGUCGUUGACACAAAUAAAACCCAACACGGUGGUGUGCGAGUUGAACUGCAACACGAGAAGAGACUCUCAUAUGAUCAACAACAUCCCUUUUCUCAAGAAAACAGAGUGCUAUUUCGACCUUUUUCCGCCUACUGACAGUGACGAGAUUUGUACCGAAGAAGAUGCAAAGGAAAUAGAAUGUGAUGGUAACGGAUGUUGUCGGGUUGGACUAAGCGAGCCUCAACAAGUUGUUGGUAUCGAUAUAACGAGUAAUGAUGAGAACUCGGCAAGUUGUAGAGUUGCUUUCUUGACAGAUGAAGUCUACAAUUUGUCUAAUAGCACUAAACCACAAGAACUAUUUCAUAAGAGAGAUGCUACAGUUACUCUAGGAUGGGUAAUCCAGACGAAUAAGACUUCGUUCCUCAAGUCCUUGAACUGCCAGUUCGGAAAAGAUAAUGGCAGUUCAACCACUUACUCUGAGCCAAAGUGUACGUGCGGAAAAAUAACCAUAUCUGGGAUAAUUUAUGCAAAUUGUGAGUGUAACAAAGGUUACAACGGUAACCCAUAUGAUAAAGACGGAUGUAAAGACAUUGACGAAUGUAAAACUAUACCCGAAAUAUGUGGAAAAGGAGGCAUUUGUGAGAAUACUAUUGGGAGCUUUCAAUGCGGUGGUGAUAAAACAAAAGCAAUAGUGAUAGGGGUGGGCGCAGGUUUUGGUGCCUUAGCCUUAGUUGGUGGAGUUUGGUGGUUUAUAAAGUUUCUAAUAAAGAGAAGGAUGGAAAAGAGGAAGAAGAAGUUCUUCAAACGAAAUGGCGGCUUACUAUUGCAACAAAAAUUGAACACAAGAGAAGGCAAUGUUGAAACGACAAGAAUCUUUAGCUCCAGAGAGCUAGAGAAAGCCACUGAAAACUUCAGCGAGAACAGAGUUCUUGGACGUGGAGGUCAAGGCACUGUGUACAAAGGUAUGCUCCUAGAUGGUAGGACCGUUGCUGUCAAGAAAUCCAAAGUUAUCGAUGAAGAUAAACUACAAGAGUUCAUCAACGAGGUGGUGAUUCUCUCCCAAAUCAACCAUAGACAUGUAGUCAAACUCUUGGGAUGUUGUCUUGAGACAGAAGUUCCUAUGCUGGUUUACGAGUUCAUCAUAAACGGAAACCUUUUCAAGCAUAUUCAUGAAGAGUCUGAUGAUUACGCUAUGGUAUGGGGAAUGCGUCUACGCGUUGCUGUGGAUGUUGCAGGAGCUCUUUCUUAUCUUCAUUCUUUUGCAACUUCUCCCAUUUAUCACCGAGAUAUCAAGUCAGCAAACAUACUAUUAGACGAGAAGUAUCGAGCCAAGGUGGCUGAUUUUGGAACAUCAAGGUCAAUAACAAUAGAUCAAACUCAUUGGACAACGGUUGUAUCAGGUACGUGAUAGGUUUAAGAAGGUGUAUGUGCGUAAGAGAGGAGGGAAAGAAGUGAUGGAGUCUGAUGAGGAAGAGAGUUGAAGAUAUGUGGAAGGAGUUUGAAAUAAAAGGAGUGCAGAAACUUCUAGUUGGAGUGGAGGCUUUGCAGUUACGCAGGGAGUUGUUAUAAAUAGAGAUGGUAUUGCUUUUGUAGAGAUUAUGCUUUGUAUGUUGUAACUCACAGACGUUAUGAGUCUUGAGCUAACAGUCGUUAUGAGACUGACGUGAAUGGUGAUCUCGUUAUGAGAGUGAACCAGGAUCGUACUACAAAGUUGUAACUCUUUACAUUGGAAUACGAAGUAGAAGUUCUUAGUC